AUGAUUUCCGCCGACGCAGCUCGUAACAUCGUCGGCAUCAUUGGCAAUGUCAUCUCCUUCGGGCUCUUCCUCUCCCACGCGCCGACGUUGCGGCGGAUCUGCAAGGCCAAGGACGUCGAGGAGCACAAGCCGGACCCCUACCUGGCGACGGUGCUCACCUGCAUGCUCUGGGUCUUCUACGGCCUCCCCAUCGUCCACCCCAACAGCAUCCUCGUCGUCACCGUCAACGGGAUCGGCCUCGUCGUCGAGCUCGUCUACCUUAUCAUCUUCUUCAUCUACUCCACCAACAACAAUUAG
Molecule: messenger RNA, 297 nt
Organism: Triticum turgidum subsp. durum (durum wheat)
Lineage: Eukaryota; Viridiplantae; Streptophyta; Magnoliopsida; Poales; Poaceae
Source: the annotation of a GenBank genome assembly